GCAGAGAGAGAGAGAGAAAAGCGGGGAGAUCUAUCAGAAGCAAAAAAUUCGGCUAAACCCACCCCCCUCCCCUUUCCUCUUUCAUCUUCUUCUUCUCUCCGAUCGGAUCGGACUCUGUCUGUAAUAUCAAAUUAGGGUUUUUAUUUUCAUAUUUUUUUUUCAAGAUUCGGCUGCUGAUUCUUCAAAAAGAAAAUCGUCUGACCGUUGGAUCUUUAUUUUGAAUAUCCGUCGCCAUUUUCGCAAUUUUUCUUUGAUCCGGUGAAUCGCUUCGAUUGGAAUUCUUUGGGGUUUUUUAUUUCUUCCAUUUGGGUUUAUCUUUUUUAUUUUUUAUUUUUAUUUUUUUAUGGUAAUUUGUUGCGCUGGGCGUUUCUAUCUCCGCACGGCUUUCGAAUUGGAAUUGUGGCGGAGGUGGCUGAGGAUUUGGUGGUGAAUUUUGUUUUAAAUUUGGGAUCGUAAUGGCUUCAGCUCAGGUGUUGCCUAGCUCGGCGGCUUCGUCGCGAAAGCAAGAGCAUUUGCAGGCUGGAAAACGCCGGCUAGAGGAGUUCCGUAAGAAAAAAGCGGCAGAACGUGCCAAGAAGUCUUCGUCAGCUGGCCAAAAUUCUGAACCUGAAAUUAAUUUAAAUGAGAAAAACCCUUUAGAAACUGAAAAUUUGCGAGUGAGAGAUUCCGAUGGAGCUGGUACAUCCAAUGGACCUGGCGAUUCUGUUAUCAAGCAUUCUUCUGCAGCGAUAAACAAUGACACCAAUGCAAUUGAUUUUUCCAGUAAAACUGAACAAGCUUUUUUGAAUAAUGCAAACUCUAGUCUUCCUUUUGUAAAGAAUGAGUAUAAUUCACUUCCUUCGGAUCGAAUACAGAGACAUGCUAGUGAUCAAGAUAUUAGGAGUUAUAGUGAUGUAGGGUUUACUGGAUCUAUAAAUGUUAAUCAAAGCUAUGCGAAGGAAGGGAUGAGUAAUAACUAUGAAGAGUAUGGUGGAGCCUUGGGUAGAUAUACCUAUGGGACUACAACUGACCAGUCUACUUCUUUAAGCUCACAAGGAAGUCAAAAUUUUGAUAGCAAUAUUAUCCAGUCUAGUUUUCGCAGAAUGGAUGAAUCACAGUCCAAGGAACAUAAAAGUUCAUUUGAUUCCACAAUCUCAAAAGCUGGUUCUUCGCAUCAUUCUGUCACAAAAAUCUCACCUCAGAAUUCCAUUAGCGCUUGGCUGCAAAAUGAAUCUAAUGCCAGUGCAAUGGCCAGUGGCACUGCAUCAUAUUCUCUUUAUGAAGACUUAAAUGGACCAACAGCCCAAAUGAAAGGUUUUGCAGAUGAAAUGGGGCGAAAUUCGCAUACCAUUGCUAACCAUAUUGAACCUAUUUCUUCAAAGAUGGUAGAGGAAAAUCUUAAUGGCUUUACUAGUGGUUUGUCUAGUGUGCAAAGUGCAGGUGCACAAACAUUUGAAUCCUCAGGUUUCAUGUCUCAUAUCAGAAGUUCCUCCAAUCCUGUACCACUAUAUUCCACUACUCCUGAAACCAAUUCUAGAAGAUCUCGUCCAUCUUUUCUUGAUUCUCUAAUUGGUCCUAGAGUUUCUUCUGGAACUUCUUUCCAAGGAGAUGAACCCAAGGAGUCAUUGAAGUCCAACAGUUUAAAACCAAAUAGCAUGAAUAUUGCGGGAUCAUCCCCUUUUCACAAGCCACCAUUGGAUGGUCAAAGUACGGGUCCUUUUUCAAAGCUUGACUCUUCAAGCCCUCCCCAUGCAAUUCAGCCCUCCGUGAACUCUUCACUUGUCAACGGAAAUAGUAUGGAGAGGAACCAUGAUUUCUAUUUACCUAAGCAGAAUGAAGAUUUCACUGCUUUGGAACAGCACAUCGAGGAUUUGACACAAGAAAAGUUCUCUUUGCAACGAGCACUUGAGGCUUCACGUACUUUAUCGGAGUCCUUGGCUGCAGAAAAUUCAUCUCUUACAGACAUGUAUAACCAACAGAGAGGUGUUGUUGAUCAACUAAAAUCAGAAAUGGAAAAGUUACAGGAGGAAAUCAGGGCCCAACUGGCGGAACUUGAAGCUUUCAGAAAUGAGUAUGCAAACGCAAAGCUAGAGUGUAACGCAGCCGAUGAACGUGCCAAAUUAUUGGCUUCAGAAGUUAUUGGUUUAGAGGAGAAGGCACUUAGACUAAGGUCUAGUGAGCUAAAGCUGGAGAGGCAAUUGGAGAACUCAGAGGCAGAAAUCUCUUCAUGCAAAAAGAAAUUGUCUAGCUCGGAGAAGGAUCGGAUGGAUUUGCAAUCCACUAUUGAAGCACUUCAAGAAGAGAAGAAGCUCUUGCAGUCUAAGCUACGAAAAGCAGCCGCAAGUGGAAAGGCAAUCGAUGUUGAAAAAAGUGCCACAGAUAAGAAAGAUGUCUCUACUUCUACAGAAGAUUUAGCAAAUGAAGAUACUGUUCCUGACACGUCAAGCCGGGAGACUAGUGGAGAUGAUGCCUCCAGUUUUCCUAUGCUGCUUUCAAGUGGACAUUCAAAUCUUGAAUUUUCUUUGGACAAUAUCCCUCCUGAUCAAAUGAGAAUGAUUCAGAACAUCAAUGCACUAAUUGCAGAGUUAGCUUUGGAAAAAGAAGAGUUGAUACAGACUUUGGCAUCUGAGUCAUCCCAAUGUUCCAAGUUGAAGGAGUUGAACAAUGAGUUAUCUCGAAAACUUGAAGUUCAAACUCAGAGAUUAGAGCUUUUGACAGCUCAAAAUAUGGCCAGCAGCGAACAUAUUCCCACAAGACAACCUGAUUCUUUUGAUACGCCUGAUAAUACUCCAUAUGCAGAUGAAGGUGACGAGGUGGUGGAACGAGUGUUGGGAUGGAUUAUGAAGCUAUUUCCUGGAGGACCAUCAAAACGAAGAACCAGUAAACUUCUUUGAUGUAAAAGUCAGUAUAGCUUGUGAAGAAUCCUAUUCUCAGAUCCACAUUUGUUUUUCUUUCACCUCCUCCUCCCCCUUGAUGCAAUCGAGGAUCGAGGUCGUAAAUCGUAAAUCUGUAUAUUCCGAGUUUCAAUUAUAAAUUCCAUUCUUUUAUAAUAGAAAAAGAAAUAUGAACCUUUUUUUUUUGUUUUUUUUUUUUUUUUGAGAUAAUGACAAUAAAGAAAGAAAGUUGCUGUUAAUUUGUUUCAACGGGAGAUUUUAGUGGAUUUAAAAAAAAAAAAAAAAAAAAAACCCAGUAUACGUGGACAAUGAGAGGUUAUUCCACAUCUGUUGUUAUAGAGAGUUCAAUGCUUGUUAUUCCAUUUGUGGUCUUAACAGUGGAUUAAAAACCAAGAAAUGAGAGAUUUUGGCAAUGUUAUUGUAUUUGCAUAAA
Messenger RNA from Ziziphus jujuba (common jujube), 3306 nucleotides. RefSeq names its product protein BLISTER. Lineage: Eukaryota; Viridiplantae; Streptophyta; Magnoliopsida; Rosales; Rhamnaceae. The record is from RefSeq and is a predicted model, not a curated record. The transcript is spliced from 13 exons. Gene Ontology annotation, biological process: regulation of growth. Bases 456 to 2873 code for a protein of 805 amino acids.